Diospyros lotus (date-plum) is the source of this 675-nucleotide messenger RNA. RefSeq lists its product as uncharacterized. The record is from RefSeq and is a predicted model, not a curated record. Lineage: Eukaryota; Viridiplantae; Streptophyta; Magnoliopsida; Ericales; Ebenaceae. The transcript has 3 exons. Bases 1 to 675 code for a protein of 224 amino acids.
AUGGGUGAUGAUAAAGCCCUUGGGCCAGAUGGUUUUAUUGUUAAAUUUUUUCGAAAGGCCUGGGAAAUUGUGGGUUUUGAUGUGGUGGAUGCAAUCCGUGAUUUCUUCUCUACGGUCAUUACUAAGAUCCUGGCCAAUAGGAUUAAGCUAGUGCUUGCGGGUUUGGUGGAUAAAGCUCAAGCAACUUUUGUGCUUGGGAGGACUAUUACUGAUAAUGUCCUUCUAUCCCAAGAGUUAGUUUUUCAAUACCAUCUCCAUAAGGGUCCUCUUCGCUGUGCGAUGAAGGUGGAUUUAGCUAAAGCGUAUGAUGUAGUGGAAUGGGAUUUCCUCCUAGCUAAUGGAGGUCAAGGUUUAAGGCAAAGGGACCCCCUUUCCCCUUACCUAUUUGUUCUUGUGAUGCAAGUCUUACAUGGUAUUGUGUGCCAAAGUACGACAAAUUCAAACUUACAGUUUCAUUGGAAAUACGAGCAGUUUCGGCUUGUAAUGCUUAUGUUUGUAGACGAUCUGCUUCUAUUCUCUCAUGGAGACCCUGAUUCUGUGAGGUUAUUGAAGUCUUGCUUGGAGAGGUUUUCUGCUAUGUCUGGUCUUAAAGCUAACUUUUCGAAGAGUGAUUGCUUUAUUUCAUGUACAGAUGAAGCUUUGAGAGAAGAUUUGUUUAAUGCCUCGGGGUUCUGA